Pochonia chlamydosporia 170 is the source of this 1041-nucleotide messenger RNA. Its product is annotated as NAD dependent epimerase/dehydratase family protein. The coding region runs from base 1 to 1041 and encodes 346 amino acids. The transcript is spliced from 6 exons. The record is from RefSeq and is a predicted model, not a curated record. NCBI's taxonomy places the organism in Eukaryota, Fungi, Ascomycota, Sordariomycetes, Hypocreales, Clavicipitaceae.
AUGGCCAAAGUAUUUUUAACAGGUGCAUCUGGCUAUAUCGGUGGCCAGGUUCUGCGUGAGCUUUCUCGCAGUCAGAUUAAAUUCUCUAUUAGUGCUUUGGUUAGAGACCCAACCAAAGCCUCAGUUAUUGAGAAGGCAUUCCCGAGUGUUCGUACUGUGAUCGGGGACCUUGACAACAGCGACUUGUUGACAAAAGAAGCAACUGAUGCAUCAAUUGUUUUGCACUUGGCUGCCACUGGCCAUCUCAGUAGUGUAAAAGCUAUCCAUCAAGGACUCUCCAACAAACAGUCCAACUCACCUGCAUAUUGGAUUCAAGUAUCAGGGGCUAGUGCUUUGGCUGCAGGAGAACUUGCCUCUUCAUCCUUCGUCCCAGGAUCCGCCUCGCAAACCAUCUUCGACGACUACGCUGGCGUAGCUGACAUCCAAUCCGUCAUUCGAAAACAUCCAGCUCGAGCCGUAGACAAUUAUAUUUUGGAUACUGUAUCGAACACAGCCGAUAUCAAGACAGCAUUAGUGUUCCCUCCAAUUAUCUACGGACUUGCAGAAGGCCCUCUCAAUCAGCGCAGCAUUCAAAUACCGUCACUAGCGUCUGCAACCAUCAAGCGCGGACACGGAGUCAAAAUCGGCUCGGGGGAGAGUCGUUGGGGCAAUGUUCAUGUAAAAGAUGUUGGAAGGAUUUUUGCUGGACUUGCCGAGGCGGCUGCCCUUGGUCGUAAUGACGGGGGUCUUUGGGGCCAGAAUGCUCUCUACCUCACUGGAGUUGGCGAAUUGGCUUUUGCCGACAUCUCUGCCAAGGUUGCCGCUGUAGCCAAACAGCAGGGACUAACAUCUACGGAUGAGGUCGAGGAACUGCGAAAAGACGAGUAUGAUACCGCCCUUCCCCAUGGCAAGGUUCUAUUUGGUACAAAUGCAAGGGGACAGGCGACGAGAGCGAGGAAGUUGCUAGGCUGGGAACCGAGAGAAGUUUCGUUGGAAGACGAUAUUGCGCGAACUGUUUCCGAUGAGCACAACCGUGCCACUCCUGCUUCCGCAAAAUUGUAG